GUCAGGAAGAGGAAGAGCGCGGCCGGGUGUGCGGUGCAGAGCAAGGGCCCGGCCGAAGCAGCUGCGCGCGCGCGGGCCACCAUGGCCACGGACGAGCUGGCCAGCAAGCUGAGCCGGAGGCUGCAGAUGGAGGACGAAGGCGGCGAAGCGACCGAGCAGCCGGGGCUCAACGGAGCGGCGGCGGCGGCGGCCGGGGCUCCCGAUGAGGCUACCCAGGCGUUGGGCAGCGCGGACGACGAGCUGAGCGCCAAGCUGCUGCGGCGCGCGGACCUCAACCAGGGCAUCGGCGAGCCGCAGUCGCCCAGCCGCCGCGUCUUCAACCCCUACACGGAGUUCAAGGAGUUCUCCAGGAAGCAGAUCAAAGACAUGGAGAAGAUGUUCAAACAGUAUGAUGCCGGCAGGGAUGGCUUCAUCGACCUCAUGGAACUCAAACUCAUGAUGGAGAAGCUGGGGGCCCCUCAGACUCACCUGGGCCUGAAGAACAUGAUCAAUGAGGUGGAUGAGGACUUUGACAGUAAACUCAGCUUCCGGGAGUUCCUACUGAUCUUCCGCAAGGCAGCGGCAGGGGAGUUGCAGGAAGACAGCGGCUUGCACGUCCUGGCCCGCCUCUCUGAGAUCGAUGUCUCCACAGAGGGGGUUAAGGGUGCCAAGAACUUCUUUGAGGCCAAGGUCCAGGCCAUCAACGUGUCCAGCCGAUUUGAGGAGGAGAUCAAAGCUGAGCAAGAGGAAAGGAAGAAGCAGGCUGAGGAGGUGAAGCAGCGGAAGGCAGCCUUUAAGGAACUGCAGUCUACCUUCAAGUAGCCAGGGCCAAGGCCGAGACCCAGCCUUGCCCAGUGUGCAGUCUGGGGGCACGGGUGGGUACAGGAGACCUGUGGGAGACAAACUGAGUCCUGGCCGAUGUGUGCCAGGACCACUACUGAAAUCUAAACUGUCUAUGAACGGAUCUCAUGCAAGAGUCUCUCCAGUAGUUGGGCCGGUCCCUGCUCCCUCCCGCUGUCCCUGAGGCUGUGACACCAGCAUCCUCUCGCUGGCCACCCUGCUGCCUGCUCUAGCCCAACGCCAGCCCAUUCACCACGCCCCUGCCUUGUGUACCAGCUACUUUCUCUACCCAACUACCCCUAACCGUGGGCCACCCUACCACCCUGCCCUGGGCCUCAUGGCCCCUUCCUAGAUAGGAACCAGCAGAGAGAGAGAGAGUCUCCUCCCCACAACUUCCUUUCAGAUCAGUCCCCUCUCUGCUGGGUGUGGAAGGACUCCUGUUUUGGUGAAGAGACCCAGCCCUUAACACUCUAGGCUGAUAUAAAUGGGAUUAGAAGUGGAGGGGGGACUACUAUUUUGGUGAGGAGACCCAGGCCCUAGCACUCUAGGCUGAUAUAAAUGGGGCCCAGCCAGGCAGGGUGAAGGCCACUGAAUCUACCUCACAGGCUACACUCUGCUGGGCAUGCCAUGGGGACGUGAGUGAUAGGGCUCCGUGGGGAGGGGCAGACAUGUCACUUCCUGACACCCUACCCCCAGAACAAGCUGAGGGUCCCAAGGGACAGUGGAGAGGGGGUGGGGUGCCUUGCUCCCCGGGGAGUGCCUCGUGUGUUUGUGUGUAUUGCAGUAGGACACGGGGCCACCAGCCCCUCCUUCCUCGCUGUCCUCCCCUGGGUUUGUCGCCAGUGAGAGCACCUGCCUGCCAUGCCCACCCCUAGAACGCAUGGGGGUCCCCAAACCCACCCGUCACCAGCCAGGCCAUAGUGAAGCCCGUGCCAUUGCUCCGCAGCCCCCAUGUGCUUGCUCAAGUGUGUGUGUGUGUCUGUGGCUGUGUUGUGAACCUGUGCCGUCACCCGGUCCAAGUGAAUGGCCACCGAGGCCGCUGUCAUUCAACGUUCGGUGUGUCACUGCUUUUGAAACUCGAUAACUCUUUAUUUUACUACAGUGCCCUGAGUCCCCAGUUGCCCCCCCCCGUGGGACUUGCAAAGGUUUUAUUUUUUUGGUCUUAGAACCCAUACGAGUUGGAGGGACCCAGCCCAGCCCAGCCCAGCAGCUGUGGUCCUGGCUUGUGUUUGCCUUAGUGAAUGUUUAUACAGAUGAAUAUAAAUUCCCUUUACUUUUGGCCUUUUGCAUUUUAUUUUUUUGUCCUCCCUCUCACCACCUCCUCCCCUCCAAAAAAGAAAACAGCUACUUCUUCAUUCAGUGGUACGAUUAUUUUUUUUAACUAAAAUGAGAUAAAAUUCUA
Molecule: messenger RNA, 2221 nt
Organism: Mesocricetus auratus (golden hamster)
Lineage: Eukaryota; Metazoa; Chordata; Mammalia; Rodentia; Cricetidae
Gene: Efhd2
Product: EF-hand domain family member D2
Exons: 4
Coding region: 82-801 (239 amino acids)
Molecular function (GO): calcium ion binding
Source: RefSeq, a predicted model, not a curated record